GCAUCUUUUCCACAAGUCCUGUGUAGACCCCUGGCUGCUAGACCAUCGUACCUGCCCGAUGUGUAAAAUGAAUAUUCUAAAAGCUCUAGGGAUCCCGCCAAAUGCAGAUUGCAUGGAUGAUAUACCUCCAGACUUGGAAGCAUCUAUAGGAGGACCGCCAACCAACCAGAUAACGGGAGCCAGCGAUAUAACAGUGAACGAGAGCUCUGUAGCCCUGGAUCCCCCGGCACGGACUGUGGGAGUACUACAGGUCAUCCAAGACGUAGACUCCUUUCCCCAGGUUGGGGAGGGUAACUUCACAACGAGCAAUGAACAGGAGCCAGCAGUCAGCAGCGAUUCAGAUAUUUCAUUGAUUAUGGCGAUGGAGGUUGGACUGUCCGAUGUGGAGCUUUCCACUGAUCAAGACUGUGAAGAGGUGAAGUCUUGAAAAACAACCAGAGAUCCAACACCAAACUACAGGGGAGGGUCACAGGGAGGGACCGAGUCAGCUUUCUAGGAUUUGGACCAGUCAUGCACAUGCCUCCAGAGCACUGUCACUCCUGCACACUCCAUUCUGAGGUGGUCACGAAAAGCAAUAGCAACAGUUGUAUCUGCCUGGAUGCGGUUUCAUCAUCUACAUACGUUCAUUUUGUUCACAUAGGAGAUGAACGCUUCCAGUUUGCCCACGUGCUUGAAAGCAGUCAUGUAACUCUUCAGUGGCUCAUAAAUACGCAACUGAAAUGACA
This is a messenger RNA of Cariama cristata (Red-legged seriema), 725 nucleotides long. Its product is annotated as RING finger protein 150-like. NCBI's taxonomy places the organism in Eukaryota, Metazoa, Chordata, Aves, Cariamiformes, Cariamidae. The transcript is spliced from 3 exons. The coding region runs from base 59 to 427 and encodes 122 amino acids. The record is from RefSeq and is a predicted model, not a curated record.